Molecule: messenger RNA, 544 nt
Organism: Cervus elaphus (red deer)
Lineage: Eukaryota; Metazoa; Chordata; Mammalia; Artiodactyla; Cervidae
Gene: CLDND2
Product: claudin domain containing 2
Exons: 4
Coding region: 1-501 (166 amino acids)
Cellular component (GO): plasma membrane
Source: RefSeq, a predicted model, not a curated record
AUGGGGGUGAAGCGGAGCCUUCAGAGCGGGGGCACCACGCUGGGCUUCUUGGCCAACUUCUUCAUCGUUCUGUCCAGUGCCUCCAACUACUGGAUCCGCUACUCCGGGGGCCACAGCGGCCUUUGGCAGGAGUGUAACCAGGGCAUCUGCUCCAACAUCCCCUGCGAUAGCAGGCUGACGGUGACCGGGGGGUGCAUGGUGCUGGCGGCGGGCUGUGGCUUCGUGGGCUUCGUGAUGGGGCUGCGGAUUCUGUGCAAUGAGGGCUACUCUCGGGGUCAGACCACGUGUUCCGUCUUCUUUAUCUCGGGCCUGCUUCUGCUGAUCGCCCUGACAGUCUACACAGUGAAGAAUGCAUGGAAAGACGACGUCUUCUAUUCCUGGUCCUAUUUUUUGGGGUGGCUGGCUUUACCCUUCUCUAUUCUCGCGGGCUUCUGCUUUCUGCUGGCGGACAUGAUCAUGCAGAGCACGGAUGCCAUCAGUGGAUUCCCCGUGUGCUUAUGACCGCAGCUGCCUGGGGGCAGAAUAAAGGAACGGAUCCCACUGC